AUGGUGCAAAUCGUCCUGUUCCUGCUUCUGCUCAACACCUCGGCCUGCUGCGGUUUUGGCUUUCGAGGCUGCUCUCAGAACUACCCCGCGACCAAUAUCAUGUGGUGCUUCAACCAGAACAUCGCCAACUUGUCUGAUGUCAUUAGCAUGAUCCCUGAUAACGUAACAACAAUCAACCUGUCCAAGAACAAGAUCAGAGUCAUCCCACCUGGAUCAUUCAGCCAGGUGCUUGGGCUCAAAAACUUGGACCUGAGCCAGAACCAGCUGGACUCUCUAAAAGGAGGAGAAUUCAGAGGCCUGGUUGUCCUGGAUCUCCUCAACCUUACCAGCAAUAACAUCUCCAGCAUCCACUCCAGUGUCUUUGAGGGACUCACCAGGCUUCGAACUCUUCUUCUGCCCUUCAACAGACUUGCAACAAUUUCACCAGGUAUCUUUAAUUACCUUUCAGCGAUUCACGAAGUCGACCUGUCUCUCAACAUGCUCAAGACUUUCAGCUGUGUAGAGUCUGGAGGCUCCUCCACUCUUAAGCGUCUCCAUCUUUUUGCAAACUACAUCCAGAGGGUAAAUGUGAGCUGCUUCCCUGCCCUUGAGUACAUCAGGCUGUCCAAUAACUCAAAGCUGGAGCUGCAGGCAGAUGUUUUUGCCUCCAACCCAAGGCUGAAGUUUCUGCUUCUUCAGAGAGUGAAAGUGGAAGCGCUGGUGGGACUCUCUAUGGACACAAAGAGGAAUCUCUCUUGGGUGGCAUUUUCUCUGUUUUUGGACAAAUCUCCUCUGACUGUCUGUAGAGUGAUAGAAGGAAUGGACCAGCUUAAUAGAAUAGAGGUUGACCUGAAAGGAUCCAGGUUACCACAACAUAACUCCAGCCUGCUGAACUGUUCCGCCCCAGCAGUCGUCAUUAUUAUGGAUGCAAACUUUGGUAAUGUUGCCCAUUUGUCACUGGGUAAAGGGAACACGAGCGGCCUUUAUCUCAUUAACUGUGGGUUGAAGCAGAUAUCUUACACGACAUUUGACGGUUUCCAAGGACUGAAAACGCUGCAGCUGAAUCAAAAUAAGAUCGUUGUUCAGCAGGAUGCAUUCAAAGGCCUGACCGAUCUCACCUCUUUGAGUUUUGACAGGAGCAAAAUACGUGACAUCGACCCAAACUGGUUUGUCCCUCUGAAGAAGCUGACUCGUCUCUCUCUCAUAAAGAAUGAAGUCCUUGAUUUGGCACCAAAGGUGUUCAGUGCUCUCACCCAACUUGAGCAGCUCUACUUGCAGUUCAACCUGCUGAAAUACAUCACGAAGAAGCCUUUCAGUAAGCUGCGGAAGCUAACCAAGCUCAACCUCAGUUUGAACAUCAUUGAUUUCAUCGAAGAGGGUUCCUUCCAAGACCUGACAAGUCUGAGAUACCUGGACUUAAGUGGAAACCACAUCAAGAGACUCACACCAUCUAUUCUGUCUGGACUUGUAAAUUUGAGGACAUUUGUUCUGUACAACAACCGCCUCCAUUUUAGAUCUUACGAAUCUCCUUUCAUCAACCUUACUUCUCUGCAGUAUCUGGAGAUGAACUACCAGGGGCCUGGAGGUCGGGGCAUUGGGGAUAUUGGGCCGCAUUUCUUCCAAGGUCAACGUCAACUUAUCUGUGUUGGGAUUGGGCACAGCAUCUUGCUCAACAUCCACCCUGAUGCUUUCAGUCCUCUGGUGAAUUUGAAGCAACUGUAUAUAGCUGGAGUGAUUAUGAAAACGACCAACCUGAGUGCAGUGUUCUCCCCUCUGAAAAGGCUGAAGAAGCUGACUCUUUACAGGGCCGACCUCGACACUCUGCCUGCUAACCUGUUGCCUCCAGAUAAUGCACUGGAAGUUCUCAAAGUCCAGUCAAACCACCUCCACACUGUGGACAAAAUGACGCUGGAUGCUCUGCCAAGAUUGCGUACAUUGGACAUUACAGAAAACCCCCUCACCUGCACCUGUGAGAACGCCUGGUUCAAGAGCUGGGCGAUCCAUAAUGCUCAUACACAGGUGCCCUACCUGUACAACCUCCAGUGUGACAACGACCGGAGAGCUGCCUACCUGUGGCAGUUUAAUGAUAAGGCUUGCUCCUAUGAGGAGGUUUCCUUAACUCUCUUCAUCACCUGCUCUGUGAUGGAUGUGUUGUUUGUAUGUUUGUGUCUGGCCUGGCACACACAGGGUCCUGCCAUACGCUACCUGCUGCUCAUCCUCAAGGCAAAACUACGCGGACGUAGAGGGGCAGCAGGGACCAAAUUCCAGUACGACGCCUUUGUUUCCUACAGCUCUAAGGACGAGGCCUGGGUGAUGGGACAGCUGGUGCCCAGUCUAGAGAGGCCAGCUGCUGGUGCACAGAGGCUCAGACUGUGCCUCCACCACAGAGACUUCCGCCCCGGCACAGCUGUCCUGGAGAACAUCGAGGCAGCCAUCUACAGCGCUCGCCACACCAUCUGUGUGGUGACACGUCACUUCCUGCGCAGUGAGUGGUGCUCCGUGGAGUUUCAGCUGGCCAGUCUGAGGCUUCUGUGUGAUGGCAGUGACGUCCUGCUGCUGGUCUUCCUGGAGGAGAUACCUCAACACUGUCUGUCUCCCUACACGCGCCUGCGCAAGAUUGUCCGCAAGAAGACCUACCUGCUGUGGCCUGAGAAACCAGAGGAGCAGGACGCUUUCUGGGUCAGACUGAGAGAUGCUUUGAAAGACGAGGAGGAGGAGGAGGAGGAGGGAGGAAGAGGAGGAGAGGCUGAGUUGGCUCGGCUGAUUGGCUAG
Seriola dumerili (greater amberjack) is the source of this 2751-nucleotide messenger RNA. RefSeq names its product toll-like receptor 13. The record is from RefSeq and is a predicted model, not a curated record. The transcript has 6 exons. Bases 1 to 2751 code for a protein of 916 amino acids. Gene Ontology annotation, biological process: immune response; inflammatory response; toll-like receptor signaling pathway. Gene Ontology annotation, cellular component: membrane. NCBI's taxonomy places the organism in Eukaryota, Metazoa, Chordata, Actinopteri, Carangiformes, Carangidae. Gene Ontology annotation, molecular function: transmembrane signaling receptor activity; protein binding.